Messenger RNA from Babesia bovis T2Bo, 731 nucleotides. RefSeq names its product Mitochondrial 39-S ribosomal protein L47 (MRP-L47) family protein. The transcript has 6 exons. Gene Ontology annotation, cellular component: mitochondrial large ribosomal subunit; mitochondrial ribosome. Gene Ontology annotation, biological process: mitochondrial translation. Lineage: Eukaryota; Apicomplexa; Aconoidasida; Piroplasmida; Babesiidae. The record is from RefSeq and is a predicted model, not a curated record. Bases 14 to 718 code for a protein of 234 amino acids. Gene Ontology annotation, molecular function: structural constituent of ribosome.
GAAAUGUAUUAAAAUGCACUUUGCGCGUUGUCUGCUUUCGAGAUCGUCAAUAACAACGACGCCUAGGCAUGGCAUCGACCAACUCUGGAAAGGCGGUUAUUUGGAUCCUUAUACACCGUUCUCUACUAAAGAACGACUGUCUAAAUCGGGACUAAGUUGGCCAACAUUUCUGCUACGUCGAAAAAGUUUUGACGAUCUCCGUAGUCUAUACUUUGCUUGCUUGAAGGAAAAAAAUUUGUUACUGGGCGAAAGAUGGGCUUCUUACCAACAGGGGGCACGUGUGCCUCAGUAUGGUAGAUUGAAGAAGGUCCGUCUGACAAUGAAGCGCAUUUUAGGCGUCAUAACCCGUAGGGAGAUUCAUCAGCAAUGCAUUCAGGCUAAAAGUAUUCUUGCAGCUCAGGAGGAAAAGGAGAAACAUGAAACUCGUUUGUUCCAACUAAAAGAGCUACAAAAGGAUUUGUUACAUAAAGUAAAGAGAAUGGGUGCAACGGAAUCCCUAGCUAAGGUCGGUUGGCAAAACGAUCUUUGUGGUAUCGCAUCUGAAAUUGAAGAUUUAGAACUGAAGAUUGCACCUCUGCGAAAAGAGACAUUGCAGCUACGCACGCCUAACUGGCGCUAUGAACGCAAGUACUCAGAUUUACCUGGACGGAUUACUUGGGACAAAGACUACAUUCCAGCACUACGUAAAAACAUGAGAAGUAAAUCCAAGUUCUAUUAGCAUACACGAACUA